Molecule: messenger RNA, 437 nt
Organism: Pectinophora gossypiella (pink bollworm)
Lineage: Eukaryota; Metazoa; Arthropoda; Insecta; Lepidoptera; Gelechiidae
Exons: 2
Coding region: 1-348 (115 amino acids)
Source: RefSeq, a predicted model, not a curated record
AUGCCAUUGCCGGCAGAGGCCGCACAACUUACAAACUUGCCUGAGACGGCACAUAAACCACCCGUGCUCAUCAUGAGCACAGCAACAUCAGACAGCAUCCAUAAAAUUCUUCGCAUCGAAAAAAUACUUCGCAUCCAAGAAAUCUUCGCAUCCAAAAAAUACUUCGCAUCCAAGAAAUACUUCGUAUCCAAGAAAUCUUCGCAUCCAAAAAAAAUACUUCGCAUCCAAGAAAUACUUCGCAUCCAAGAAAUCGCAUCAAUAGCGCGCAUACGAGCACCAAAAACAUGUCGCUCGUUUGCCCUCGGCGGCGGGAAGGAAGCCGAGCCGACUAGGAGCAGCUACCAAUAAGCUGUAGCUGUAGCAGAACAGCUGUACAAAACACCCGUCAUAGAACAGAACAGCCUUCGUAAAACAGACGUCUCAAAACAGACGUCUCA